Molecule: messenger RNA, 1014 nt
Organism: Odocoileus virginianus texanus
Lineage: Eukaryota; Metazoa; Chordata; Mammalia; Artiodactyla; Cervidae
Source: RefSeq, a predicted model, not a curated record
UCUUCCGGCACCCCACUUCCGGCGUCGUUCCCCGGCGUGCGGAGAGCUGCUCUGACGCGCUGCUGUCAGCUCUUCUUUUCCCCUCGGCAGGCACCAUGUUCCUGACCGCGCUCCUGUGCCGCGGCCGCAUCCCCGGCCGGCAGUGGAUCGGGAAGCGCCGGCGGCCGCGGACCGUGUCGGCGCUGGCGAAGCAGAACGUGAUCCGUCGCCUGGAGAUAGAAGCGGAGAACCACUACUGGCUGAGCCGGCCUUUCCUCACGGCCGAGCAGGAGCGCGGUCACGCGGCGGCCCGCAGGGCGGCCGCCUUCGAGGCGCUCAAGGCGGCGCAGGUCGCCAAGUUCCCCGCGCACCGUCGGCUGGAGGACCAGCUCGACCACCUCAACGUCACCAGGAGGUGGUACUGACCGUGAGCCCCGCCGGCCCCCGGCCCCGCAAGCUCCACUGCCCGCAGUGGGGGCUCGUUCGCCCCGGGUUACUCCCUCGCCUCCCUGAAGGACGGUGCGGACAUGGCCUGCAUCACAGACGACACAAACGUCGUUUGUACGAGGCCGUAAUAAAGCUACCAACUGUGCUUUUGGAGCGUCAGUGCGAGAUUCUUGUUGGGGCUUGAUCACGCCGCCGUACCUUCUGUUAACAAUAAUUGACUAAACGCAAAUGGAAAAAACGAGCUUUUUCAGUUAAACAGACUCAUAGAAAUAACGUUUUCUGCUGAGCUUUACAUCUAAAAGUGGGCAACUGAAAAUUCUGUUCAGUAAAAGCUAAAUUAAAGCUUUUUUGAUAAAGCCAUCUAUACUUUUGGCAUGGUAAGCUACAGUGUUGUCACAGUCAAGUAAUACUUGUGGUUACCCCUAAUUAGUAGAUUCUUAUUUCUAACUCAACACUGUAUGUUACCAGAUUUUCAAGAUGGCAAAAAUCAUAGCUGUUCUUUCAUUUUGUAAAUAGCAGUUUAUAACAAUAACAACAACUGUUCAAAUACAGGACUUUAUUUAUUAAUAAAGUAAAUCAUCAUCAUGA